AUUUGAAAUGUUUGUCAAAUGAAAGUUUUUGAACAAAUAAUUUAUAAGUUCAAGCUGUUACUCGUGCUAAUUUGAUACCAUAAGAUGUCAUCAGGUAGUGAAAGUGAUGAGGAUUAUAUACCUGGAGAAGUAGAACAGGUGUCAGAGGAAGGAUCAGCAGAUGAGGAAACAGACUUACAGUAUGAACAAGAAUUAGAAUACAAAACAAAAAAGCGAAAAGCAAGUAAACAAUGUAAUGAAAUCAAGAAGAAGAAAAUAAAAUCCAGGAAUGACAUUAAAAAGCUGGAGGCAGUAACAGAAGUAAAUGUUGAAGUAACUGAAGAAGCUGUAGAUCCAGAAGAACAAAAGAAACAUGAGGAUGAUUUAUGGGCAAAAUUUUUAGAUGGAACUGAUACUAAACCUAAACCAACAUGUCAACCUACAAAAACGAAUGCCAAUAGUAUAGUUGAUAAUGCAGUAAAACAGCCAUCUGGCAGUUUUAAAGGAAGUAAUGAUGAUGAGAAGGCUAGAGAAAGACGUAUUUUUGAAUUUGCUGGUGAAACCAUUGUUGUGGAAAAUAAUGUCAUAAAAGAAAAAAUUAACAGUGCUGAAAGCCCUGCAGCAGCUAGUAAAUUAGAUGGUCCAUCAUCACGCGGCCGACCAUCAGGUGGCUUGUCCGGUUUAUUGAAUAAUUUAAACAAAACUGCUAAACUAUCUACUUUGGAGAAGUCCAAACUUGAUUGGCUAACAUAUAAGAAAGAGGAAGGCAUAGAAGAAGAAAUUGAAAGUCACAAUAAAGGCAAGGCUGGCUACUUGGAUCGACAAGAUUUUUUGGAACGAGCUGAUCUACGCCAGUAUGAAAUAGAACGAGAUCUGAGAAUGAGCCGGCGCAGUAAACGAUAAAAAGACUUACUUAUAUGCCAUACAAAAGGUUGUACUUGACUGGAUAAAUAGCAUACUAUAGAUGAUUGAUUAAUCAUCAAUAAAUCAUCCUUCGAUGCUUUAUCAAAGUUGCACAGAGGAUUUUCCGUGGAUGUGGAAAUCACCCAUUGUGUAUUUCGCGAUUUAUGUAUUUUAAAAAGGCCAUAAUUGUUCCUGAAUACUGUAAAUCACAGCAUACACUUUUAACACUUGUGAGCAAAAAACGAGGUUUUAAGUACUUAGUCUAAUUGUAACUUUAUUGAUUAAAUUGUAUGGGUUUUGGUGGGUGUAAAAAAGUGCUGAGAGUGGUCCUUUGUCUGCGCUAACUUUAAUCCACAUUUUUUGAUCGUCGCAUUUGUCUACGCAAAUGUCAACAAUUUUCAUUGUGGUUAUACCACCGCUGUGAUG
Molecule: messenger RNA, 1308 nt
Organism: Achroia grisella
Lineage: Eukaryota; Metazoa; Arthropoda; Insecta; Lepidoptera; Pyralidae
Product: craniofacial development protein 1
Exons: 4
Coding region: 85-882 (265 amino acids)
Source: RefSeq, a predicted model, not a curated record